This is a messenger RNA of Asterias rubens (European starfish), 1347 nucleotides long. RefSeq names its product probable RNA polymerase II nuclear localization protein SLC7A6OS. Gene Ontology annotation, biological process: developmental process. The record is from RefSeq and is a predicted model, not a curated record. The coding region runs from base 1 to 948 and encodes 315 amino acids. NCBI's taxonomy places the organism in Eukaryota, Metazoa, Echinodermata, Asteroidea, Forcipulatida, Asteriidae. The transcript is spliced from 4 exons.
AUGAUUGCCUUCAUGCCCCCAUGCCCUCUGGUCAUUGCCUUGGUGCCGGACGAUCCGAUCGCACAUCAAAUUGAAGACGCAAUCAAGAAAUCCACACAGAACACCACCAUCACGUCGUCGAAGCCCUCAAAAUCAUCCUCCAAGUCUAAAUCAUCCAAAUCCAAAUCAAAGGCUCGCGAUAAGUGUCGCAGCGCCCAGCAGCAGUCGGCCCAUGCACGCCGUUACGCCGUCAUCACCAGCCUCCGUGGCAUCGACCUGAAUGAACUUGACACAGAGUCCAAGAACCCAACCCCUAAAAAGACUGCACCCGUCAAAAGGACGCCCUCAAAGUUGAAAAUAUGGAACAGGCUGAGUAAAGAGAAGAAGGCGGCCGCCGCCGCAGCCGAAACGGCCGACGAGGAAAUGGCCAAGAAACUGUUUUGUUUGUACGAUGUGGUGCAGGAAGAUGCACCGGCAACGGCAACAACUAAUGGACAAUCACAGGCAAAAACAGCUGAUAAGAAAGGAGCCGCCAACCCGGACGUCAUCCUCUGCAACUCCGUUCAGAUGAUCCGAGAAAAACUGGUCAUCGACGACAAGAGCCCCGAGACGGAUUACGUCUACGAUCUCUACUACAUCGAGGAGGGGCCAGUGGACUUGAAUGCAGCGACGAUCGGUAUGCACACAGGGCCGGACCAGGAGCUGAUCUACGAGCACUUUGUGGAACAGGAACAGUUUGAGAUGUACGAGGACGACAGCGAUAGCAACGAGGAGGGGAACUGGAGGAACGAUUACCCGGAAGAUGAGCCAGAUAAGAGGCAUCCAGACCUCUUUGAUGAGCUGAUUGAUGACUACUGCUACGGGGACCAGUCUAGUGAUGACGACUUUGGGGAGUAUUCAGAUUACAAGAAGCGGCCGGGACGCAACAUGCUCAACUACAACGACGACGAUUUGGAUUGCUACUCUUGAGAUGGGGCACCAGUGAUCACCGGUACUUAUGCUUAAAAAACACACAGUACGCACAGGGGUGGGAAUCUACAUGUAGACACAUAAUUUAGUGAUUUGGUGGAGAAAUAUAUAUAUGAUGAGUGACUAUUAUUACUCUUUCACAUAGUCCAUCUGAUGAGUAUUGAUGAUUAUGUACAUUGUUCAUCUUCGUUACCAAACAAUCACCCCAACUGUAGACUUAACAGACCCCAAUUUCAUGAAGCUGCUUAGCACACAAAGUUGCUAAGCAAAGAAAGUUCUUCCUUCGCGCCAUAAAUGGGCAACUGACCAAGUUUUGUUCUAGGCAAAUGGUGUUUGAAGCUUUGCAUGGUGUGGAGAAUAAGAGCAACUAUAAAUAUUAAUAGUAAACUUGCGGGUACA